This is a messenger RNA of Drosophila innubila, 2058 nucleotides long. RefSeq lists its product as uncharacterized. The transcript is spliced from 4 exons. The record is from RefSeq and is a predicted model, not a curated record. Bases 311 to 763 code for a protein of 150 amino acids. NCBI's taxonomy places the organism in Eukaryota, Metazoa, Arthropoda, Insecta, Diptera, Drosophilidae.
AUAUCGGGUGGUGCUCCGAGCACUCCAGGAGCGAUUUCAAAAGCCCUCCAGAAAUCGAUUCCCAGAUACAAAUCUUGCUGCAGGCAGCACAACACGUCCCAAAAUUGGACGACUGGCUCCUGCCGCUGUCCUCACCAUCGACGUGUAUGGCUGCACAGUCCAUCCCAGCUCAUCAACCAAUUCCCGACAUCCUCUUCCCAAUAGACUAACCGAAGCUCCCGUGUCUAGAAGACCUUUCAUCCUACGUCCCUGGAUCUCCACAUCUGCAAACACCCGUGGAUCCGUGUUAUCGUCUCGCCGUACAGCCUCGAUGACCUGUCGCCUCGUCAAUCGUCGUUGCCGGAAACGUGCUCUAGCCUUCAAGAUGCGUCGAGUGACCAGUGUCAUCACCUCCAGCUGUCGCUCGCCAAAAAUUCUAUUCCGGGCCGACAUGUAUGCCCGGACACGUUCUUUGUAUGGCAAGCCUCGUAAUGUUUUUCCUCUUAUCCUGUUGCCGUCUCCAUCUCUACAUCCUUUGGCCGGAACUCCACUCCUUCCUUUCUACGGUCACCGUUCCCGAACGCGUUUGUCCCGCUCUCACCGCGCUCUCUCGGUAGUUUCCCAGACAAUCUACGCAUUCCGGGCAAAGCGUAUCCGGUUUUCCGCACCGAUAACAAUAGAUUUUCCGUUCUUUGGACAGACAAUCUUGGAAGCUGUGUACAAGUUGGCAGCAGUUCCAACACUUAAUCUUGGAUCUCACGGAAGCCUCUUCAACAUCCUCUAGUGGUGGUUCUGGCGGAUGCGGCGGAAUCUCUACCUCAUGGACUGAGUGUCUGGUGCCAUGAGAAUAGCGCGGCUGCUGAGUGUAUCCGGAUCUCGUCCUACGACCUAAAUUCCUCUCUACCUCGAUGCAGUCUUGACGCAGUUCGUCCACGGUAAUUAUAUCCAUCGCGAAGAUAUACUUCGCCAGGCUCUCCUUCAACCCUCGCUUUAUAAUCCUUACGAGUUCGCGCUCCUUCAUCGGCCUCUGAACACGCGAGGCAAGUUGACGCGAAUGAUGAAUAUAGUCAUCGGCUGACUCGCUGGAUUGUUGCUCCCGCUGCACUAGCUCCUGCAUGAUGUCAUGCUCCCUCUGGUAGCCCCUGAAACGGUCCAUCAGAGCUGGGCGUAGUUGCGAAAAAUUGUCGGCUCUAGAGUGCUUUACGCGCACCCAAUACCACUCGCGCGCUCGACCAGACAAGAGGAUGUGGAACCCACGCAGAACAUCUUUCCACGGGCACUGAUAUUGCCUUUGCAGGAACUCCACGCGGAAAACGAGGUCCUCGACGGAGUGCAUGGGAUCCUCGCCAUCGAACUUCAAAUUCCAUCGCUCCAGUUUCAGGGUUCCUGCCUGUUGGAUUUCUCCAGUUCGUUGCCUGCGGAUCCGGCACGACCGGUGGACUGCAAAGCUCCGGCUAUCGAACCUGGAAAGGAUUGCCUUGGCGUCACUGGCGGUGGAAUAUUGUUUGAACGGUGCCCUUCCGCACGUUUCGGGAUGGCUCCUGUGUGCGGUGCUGGUGCUGCCGAGGCUUCGGUGCUCGAAUUUGGUGCCCGUUCGUCCGGAUGCGUCGCUGUGGAGGCUUCGGUGCUCGAGCCACCACUCGGAGGUCUCAGUGUGUAUUAGCUUCAUCAUUUCUCCGCGACGAGCUCCGAUACGUUUGAUGCAUCGCAGCAACCGCGACGUUUACGGCAGAUUCGAGCACCGUGUCUCUCUGCGGCUCCUUCGGAUAUUGAAGGUCUUGACUGGCCGCCUCUUCCUCCCACUGUAUCAAUUCUUCGGCAGAUGGAGGCUGCCUCUCUGGGAAUCCGCGAAAGUUCAUCGGAGUCCUUGCUAAACACCCCGACGGACGUAGUGGUUGUUGAGCCGGCGCUCCCUGAGCUUCCCAGCCUGUUUCUUCGGCCAUUAUAAGCAAAGACAACUGAGCGGCCUCAAACAAUUUAUUUAAGAAAAUCUACUUAAGGAAAAAUUGAAUAUAAUAAAUAAAUAAAUACUGCCUAGUUGUACUGAACCCUAGAGAAUAAAUAAAUAAUUAAUACCUA